Aspergillus ibericus CBS 121593 is the source of this 1639-nucleotide messenger RNA. RefSeq names its product succinate--CoA ligase (GDP-forming) subunit beta. The record is from RefSeq and is a predicted model, not a curated record. Bases 237 to 1568 code for a protein of 443 amino acids. The transcript has 8 exons. NCBI's taxonomy places the organism in Eukaryota, Fungi, Ascomycota, Eurotiomycetes, Eurotiales, Aspergillaceae. Gene Ontology annotation, cellular component: mitochondrion; succinate-CoA ligase complex. Gene Ontology annotation, molecular function: ATP binding; succinate-CoA ligase (ADP-forming) activity. Gene Ontology annotation, biological process: succinyl-CoA metabolic process; tricarboxylic acid cycle.
CGCUGGUUGGCCCGUCAGGUGACUCCCGAUGCUACCGCCCGAUCUCCCAAGGCAAUAUCAUCCCGAGAAGCGCAGCCGCGAAAAAGAAAGCUGUUCUCCCAUCAACACCCAAAUAUUUCCCUUCCUCUCCCGCAAGACCUCACGUUGGAGGAUAUUUCUGCUCUUGUCUCUCCUCGACCCCUGACAAGACCCUUUUGAUCCCUCUCCUCUCCUUUUUUCUAAAUACAUUCUUCAACAUGUUCAAGCUUGCCCGCAGCAGACCGGUUACGGCAGCUUUGAGGGCUGCGACGGAAUCUUCCGUCCAGUCCCGCUUGGCCCAGCAACAGAGAAACCUGUCCAUUCACGAAUACCUGUCUGCGAACCUGCUCAAAUCGUAUGGCGUGGGAAUGCCCAAGGGUGAGGUCGCUCGCUCGGCCGAGGAAGCUGAGGCCGUUGCCAAGUCCCUCGGUAAUGACGACAUGGUCAUCAAGGCUCAAGUCCUCGCUGGUGGCCGUGGUAAGGGAUCUUUCGACAAUGGUCUCAAGGGUGGUGUGCGCGUUAUCUACUCGCCUACCGAGGCCAAGAUGUUCGCCGGCCAGAUGAUCGGUCAGAAGCUCAUUACCAAGCAAACUGGCGCUGGCGGUCGUCUUUGCAAUGCCGUCUACAUCUGUGAGCGCAAGUUUGCUCGCCGCGAGUUCUACCUUGCUGUCCUCAUGGACCGCGCCUCCCAGAGCCCCGUCAUUGUCGCCUCGUCGCAAGGUGGUAUGGACAUUGAGGCCGUUGCCAAGGAGAGCCCCGAUGCCAUCAUCACCACUCCCAUCGACAUUAACGUCGGUGUCACCGAUGCGAUUGCUACCAAGAUCGCUACCGAGCUCGGCUUCUCCGAGCAGUGCAUCGACGAGGCCCGGGAUACUAUCCAGAAGCUCUACAAGGUCUUCAUGGAGAGGGAUGCCACUCAGAUCGAGAUCAACCCCCUCUCUGAGACUUCUGACCACAAGGUCAUGGCCAUGGACGCCAAGCUGGCCUUCGAUGACAACGCCGACUUCAGGCAGAAGGAGGUGUUCUCGUGGAGAGACACUACCCAGGAAGAUGCCGAUGAGGUCAAGGCUGCCGAGCACGGACUGAACUUCAUCAAGCUCGAUGGCGACAUCGGAUGUUUGGUCAACGGUGCCGGUCUUGCCAUGGCCACCAUGGACAUCAUCAAGCUCAACGGCGGUGCGCCCGCUAACUUCCUCGAUGUCGGCGGUGGUGCCACCCCUGCCGCCAUCAAGUCUGCCUUCGAGCUUAUCACGAGUGACCCCAAGGUGUCUGCCAUCUUCGUCAACAUCUUCGGUGGUAUCGUCCGCUGCGAUGCUAUCGCCCAGGGUUUGAUCAACGUUGUGCAGGAAAUGGGUCUGCGCACUCCCAUCGUGGCUCGUCUGCAGGGUACCAACAUGGAGCAGGCUCACAAGCUGAUCAACGAGUCUGGCCUCAAGAUCUUCUCCAUCGAGGAUCUCCAGAGUGCUGCUGAGAAGUCUGUCCAGUUCUCGAAGGUCGUUAAGAUGGCCCGUGAGAUCGACGUGGGUGUUGAGUUCACUCUUGGUAUCUAAUCUCCGAGUUGGGUGUAUAGAUGUGUCACCUUGUCUGCUGCUCCACUGUCUCUUGUACUCUUUUUUUUUUU